Molecule: messenger RNA, 1407 nt
Organism: Castor canadensis (American beaver)
Lineage: Eukaryota; Metazoa; Chordata; Mammalia; Rodentia; Castoridae
Gene: Pou2af1
Product: POU class 2 homeobox associating factor 1
Biological process (GO): positive regulation of transcription by RNA polymerase II
Cellular component (GO): RNA polymerase II transcription regulator complex
Molecular function (GO): POU domain binding; DNA binding; transcription coactivator activity
Source: RefSeq, a predicted model, not a curated record
UGGCUCCACUGGAGGAAGCACACCCAGGUCUCACAUUAAAGAAGCCAAACUGUCUGCUUCAAAGAGAAAAGGUCACAUCCUGUCACAGGCCAUGCUCUGGCAAAAACCCACAGCUCCAGAGCAAGCCCCAGCGCCACCCCGGCCAUACCAAGGUGUCCGAGUGAAGGAGCCAGUGAAAGAGCUGCUGAGAAGGAAGCGUGGCCAUGCCAGCAGCGGGGCGACCGUCCCACCUACUGCGGUGGUGCUGCCCCACCAGCCCCUGGCGACCUACACCACAGUAGGUCCUUCCUGCCUGGACAUGGAGGUCUCUGCUUCUACAGUGACAGAGGAGGGGGCCCUAUGUGCUGGCUGGCUCUCUCAACCUGCCCCAGCCACCCUCCAGCCCCUGGCCCCAUGGACGCCCUAUACUGAGUAUGUGUCUCAUGAAGCCGUCAGCUGCCCCUACUCAGCUGACAUGUAUGUGCAGCCUGUGUGCCCCAGCUACACAGUUGUGGGGCCGUCCUCAGUGCUGACUUAUGCCUCUCCGCCACUCAUCACUAAUGUCACGACAAGAAGUGCUGCCGCACCCACAGUGGGAACCCAGCUGGAGGGUCCAGAGCACCAGGCUCCCCUCACCUAUUUCCCGUGGCCUCAACCCCUUUCUACGCUGCCCACCUCCACCCUGCAGUACCAGUCUCCAGCCCCAACCCUGCCUGGGCCUCAGUUUGUCCAGCUCCCCAUCUCUAUCCCUGAGCCAGUCCUCCAGGACAUGGAUGACCCCAGGAGAGCCAUCAGUUCCCUGGCCAUUGACAAGCUGCUUUUGGAGGAAGAGGGGAGCAAUGCAUAUGAGCUCAACCACACCCUCUCUGUGGAGGGUUUUUAGGGCUGAGAGUCAUUGUCCCUGAAACUGGGAUUUUAAAAGGAGCCUAGAAUGAAGCCCUGAUUCAUAUUUGUUGGAGGCGUCAUCUCAUAGCUAUACUUUCUACCCCAAACUACAAUUGGAGUCUUUUCUCCCUCCCUUCCUUCUUCCCUUCUUCCCUCCUCCUCUCCUUCUCCUCCUAUCUUUCCUCCUUCCCCUUUUCUUUAUUUCUUUCUUCUUUCCAGUUUUCUUCCUUAUGGGGAGGGAAUUACAGGGAUAUUAGCAGUACUAUUUUAUGCCAAGUGUUGACAAGUUGCUCUCACAUCUCAUUCCUCAGAGAACCCCUGUUCUCCAGUGCAGUUAGCAGCAGUACUGUGGAACUGUCCUAGGUCUAGGUUAUGCCCGCUGUCAUUUUGAAGUGUAUGGGUGCCCACAGGAAAACUAGUGCUGCCACCUACUCCCUAGUGAAGUGGCCAAGGGCAGACCUGAUGCCAGUGUCCUUGAGCUGUCAGUUCUCACAGUUGCUCUUUGUUUGCUGUUCUCAGUCUUGGCCAGAUUUCAGGUCUGGG